AUGCAGCUGUCCGUCCUCCUCUCUGCCCUGGCCAUCUCUGCGGCUGGCGUUUCCGCCAGGCGUGACCUCCGCCAUGUCGCUCCCGUCGGUGAGAGGCUACAGAUGCGCAGGCCCGAGCCCCAGAUCAAGAACGAGUAUGUCGCUGAGGUCAAGCGCACUACCUCGGCCUCUGGCUACCAGUACCUGACCAAUAAGACCCAAGCUUUCCUGGUGGAUGGCACGGCCAUCCCUGAUGUGGAGUUUGAUAUGGGCGAGUCGUAUGCCGGCCUGCUCCCUCUGGGGAACAGCACGGAAGACGAGCUGUUCUUCUGGUUCUGGCCGUCGACCAACGUGGAUGCCGAGAAUGAGAUCCUGAUCUGGCUGAACGGUGGUCCUGGAUGCUCAUCCCUCGAGGGACUGCUUCAGGAAAAUGGCCCUUUCCUGUGGCAGCAGGGAACCUACCAGCCCCUCCAGAACCCUUGGGGAUGGAACCGCCUGACAAACGUCAUCUAUGUCGACCAGCCCGUCGGCACAGGUUUCUCCCAGGGCACACCCACUGCCCAGAAUGAGGUUGAUGUCGCCAACCAGUUCAUGGAGUUCUGGCAGACCUUUGUCGACACCUUCGACCUGACCGGGUACAAGGUGUACAUCGUCGGAGAGUCCUAUGCUGGCAUGUACGUGCCGUACAUUGCUAGCGGAAUGCUGGACACCAACGACACCGAUUACUUCAACGUUUCUGGAAUCAUGGUGUACGAUCCGUGUAUCGCCUAUGACUACCUCCAGGGCUCAGUCUCUGUCGUGCCUUUUGUUCAGAACCACCUCGACCUCUUCCCGCUGCAGGACAUUGCUGAACUCGUCAGCCUCGAUGAGAGCUGUGGGUACGCCGCGUUCAGGGAAGAGUACCUCACCUUCCCGCCGACCAGCACCAUGCCAAACAUCGAUGACCUGCCUGGCCGGAGCAACCCGGCAUGUAUCGCCCUGUACGACUCAGUGUAUGAGGGGAUUCAGACGUAUAACCCUUGCUUCGACAUCUACAAUGUCGCUAUCACCUGCCCUGUCCUCUGGGAUGUUCUUGGCUUCCCCGGUUCCUUCGAGUUCAUCCCACCAGGUGCUCAGAUCUACUUCAACCGUACCGACGUCCAGGAAGCGAUUCACGCCCCCCUCAUCGAAUGGGAGGAAUGCAGCAACAUCAACGUCUUCCCUGACGGCGACAACUCCCUCCCGUCUGCCGUGACGGUUCUGCCUGGCGUCAUCGAGCGCACACAGAACGUGAUUGUCGCCCACGGUCUGCUCGACAUGGUCCUGAUCGCCAACGGCACGAUCCUGCAAAUCCAGAACACUACCUGGAACGGGGCACAGGGCUUCCAGAGUACCCCUUACGCUGAUGGCCUUUACAUCCCCGCCCACGGCGAGUACCAGGUGGAGACGUACGCGGCAUCGGGCAUCAUGGGCACCACGCACACGGAGCGCGGCCUGACCUACAACACGGUCGACCUCUCGGGCCACAUGAUCCCACAGUAUCAGCCUUCUGUGGCCUUCCGCCAGGUGGAGGUCCUGCUGGGCCGCGUCGACAGCCUGACAAGCUUGGCGCCUUUCACCGUGAACGUGGGCGCUGGGGCAUUUGAUUAA
Cryphonectria parasitica EP155 is the source of this 1608-nucleotide messenger RNA. RefSeq names its product putative serine carboxypeptidase. The transcript is spliced from 9 exons. The record is from RefSeq and is a predicted model, not a curated record. Gene Ontology annotation, molecular function: serine-type carboxypeptidase activity. NCBI's taxonomy places the organism in Eukaryota, Fungi, Ascomycota, Sordariomycetes, Diaporthales, Cryphonectriaceae. Bases 1 to 1608 code for a protein of 535 amino acids. Gene Ontology annotation, biological process: proteolysis.